Molecule: messenger RNA, 4602 nt
Organism: Mobula hypostoma (lesser devil ray)
Lineage: Eukaryota; Metazoa; Chordata; Chondrichthyes; Myliobatiformes; Myliobatidae
Product: regulator of microtubule dynamics protein 3-like
Exons: 12
Coding region: 313-1680 (455 amino acids)
Cellular component (GO): mitotic spindle pole; cytoplasm; mitochondrion
Molecular function (GO): microtubule binding
Source: RefSeq, a predicted model, not a curated record
UGAGCUGUAGCGUGCAGUAGUACUGCAGCGAUGACACGACCGGGGGAAAGGGCGAGGCGGGCGGCAGAAAUACCACAGUGACCUGUAGGGACCUGAGCCACCGGUUCUUGUCAGGGGAUGUCCGGGUGAUGAAGGCGCUAACGGUUGUUGCUUGCCGGCGCGAGCGCAACCGUUAACUCGAGCGGUGUUCGCACCUUGGCGCGGGAGUGCGGGCCGGUCACGUGAGGAGGGAGGGGGCGGGGCUUCCCGGGCAAGGACAGGUGUAGGGCUAGGCUAGCAUCUUCAUCCCUGUUCCACCUGCCGCUCCUGACCAUGAGAAUCAUAGGGAGCGCCAGCAGUGGAAUGAGUGAGGAGCUAAUCGUCUGUAGGCCCCGCAUUAGUCUCGGGUUGGGAAUAGGGGCAAUGGCCGGCUUCGGUCUCGUGUACCUGGCUUAUACUAAGGGAUGGGGAAGGAGGCACUUCCAGAAAAAACGGGAGUUUUCCUGGAGUGAACUGAAACAUAGACGGUCGGCAGUACGGGGCCAAGAAGUAAAGAUGGAAAGUCGAACAAAAUUGGCAGAUAAUUACAGCAACUAUGAAACACUGAAAGUACAGCAGCUAGAAAUAUGGGAACAGUUAGAUGUAAUACUUCAAUGUGUGAGAGAACUAAAAGAAGAGGUGAUAGAACUUCGCGAGUGCCUGAAUGGGAUGACAGAUCACAUUGUCGACGAUGUCAGGUCAAGUUUAGAGCGAUACCAUAAAGUACCAGCGAAGAAAACAGGAUCUAGCAGAGAAAGAAGUAAUUCUGUUCAAUCAAAUUCCAUCUAUUUCACAGCCAACACUAGGACUAAGAGCAAUGCUGAAACAGAGAGUGAAGAAGGGUAUACUACAGCUAAUGGAGAUUCUGAUUAUGAAUAUGGUAAAGCAGCAGAUGAACAAGCUAACCAAAAAGAUCCAUCUGAUCCAAGACUAUCUUCUAAAAAGGUGGAUGAAUUCUUUCAACUUUUAAGUAUUACAGAUAGCUUACAUGAAGGCUCAAAUAUGGACAAGGCAAAAGGAUUUAAGAUGCUCUUGAAAAAGGAAUCCACAUACAAUAUGAAGCCAAAUUUCUGUUGGCGACUGGCUCGAGCCUACUUUGACAUGGAAGAGAUGUCCAUAAAUGAAAGUGAGAAGAUAUCCUAUUUAGAUCUAGGAAAAGAAGCAGCAAAAUCUGGUCUUCAGCUAGAUGAUUCAAGUGCAGAAUGCCACAAGUGGUAUGCUAUUAUAUCUGGCCAACAGGCUGACCAUGAGACUGUCCAGAAUCGAAUCAAAGCCGGAUAUACUUUCAAGGAGCAUAUUGAUAAGGCCAUUAAACUGAAAAAUGAUGAUCCUUCUUUAUACUACCUGUUGGGAAGAUGGUGCUAUGAGGUAGCACAAUUAGGAUGGAUCGAAAGGAAGGCGGCAGCUACUUUCUAUGGAACACCUCCAAGAUCCACCAUUGAUGAAGCUCUGAAGAAUUUCUUAAAGGCUGAAGAGUUGAAUCCAGGGUACUCCAAAUCCAACUCUGUCUACAUUGCAAAGUGCUACAGGGACCUUGGCAACAAUGCAACAGCCCUACAUUGGCUAGACUUGGCAUCUGAAUUGCCUAUCAAAUCAAAAGACGACACAGAAGCCCAGAAAAAUUUGGAAGCAAUACGAAAUACCCUCGUCAAAAGGAGCUAAGCCCAGUGUUGUUAACCAGAAGAAGCUUAGAGGGCUUUUAUCUUGCUACAGAAUGUCUUUCUGUUGUGUUGUCAAUCUAACUUUGAAUACAACAUCUCUUACUGUGGUAUUUUAUCCUGUUGUUUAAUAACCACAAAAUAUCAUAAAUCAUGACAGACUGGUGGUAAAAGGUUAAAAUUUUCACCAAGUUACAAAAGAUCACUCCUUAUUCAAAUACAUUUGAAGAGACAGACUUUAGACACUAAUAAGCUGGCAGUUUUAUUCCCUUUAGCAGCAACAUUUUCUAUUUCAUGUAAAGAAACUGACAUCUCCAAGAAAACUAUAAUUUCUUUUCAUGGCACCAAUUCACAUUCUUUUCACAAUAGCUUGAAAUGUGCUGAGUUUUAUAGGUGUUCUUUGCUAUUUAUUUGGGCUAAUGUGUAUGAUCUAUAGAUGUACCGAAUUCCUUUACUGAACUUUCAGGGUUAAUUGCAUACAAGUUUCCAAAAUCAGAAUCACUGUAUCAGAAGUCUGUCUUAGAGAGUUUGUAUUAUUUCAGUGUGUUUUACUUAUUAGUAGAUAAAGUCCUCAUACACAGUUAGCAAACUCGAUAUUUAGCAUUGUCCUGAUUAUUCAUGUGCUUCCUUUGGCUUUGCAGUGAAUAGACUUAAUUGGUGGCAGUGAUGAAACCUGCCCAUGACUGGUGAAGUGAAAGUGUUAGCAAUCAUUAGAGCAGGAUAACAGGUUGGUUUCUCGAUCCCUUUUUCAUCAAUUCUGGUAUCAGAACUAGUAAUGUGUGACCUUCAGUGAGGUAAAGAAAGAAGUCAAGAUUUAUGAUGACCACAUGACCUUGUGUACAGAAUUAUAGUAGGAACAUCACUGUUGUAGGCCAUUGUAUCUAAGAGGAAUUGUGGGCCGGUCAUUUAGGAGAACCACGGGAUGCUUUCAUGGAACUGCCCAAGUCAAAUCCGAUAUUUCACAAUGUAAACAUGACCUUCAUCCAAAUGUUGUUUACCUACAUUAGUUUAUGCAAGUCGUGCUCAUCGAUAUUGCACUAUUUUUAUCUUGUAGCAUCAUAAUAUGAGAAUUAGAAACGGAAGUGCUAAUAAGCCCCUUGGAUCUGUUGUGUCUUUCAAAACAGAUGAUGGAUUCUCUGUCUUACUCACUAUUCCUCUCAAUUACAAUGUCCUCUGUGCUCAAAAGGCUAUCUUUUUCAUGGCCUUAGGCUUGACCAGCUACAGCCUCCGAGUCAGAAAAUUCCAGUGAUAUACUGAUUUCUGCAGAAACAAAUUUCUCAAGGGACACAGGAAACAGCAGCGCCUCAAUGAGAUCACCUCCCAUUCUUCUAAAUUCCAGAGAGUGUAGGCUGGCGUUACUUGGUGUCUCUUCUUUGGAUGACUCACACAUCUUGGGGUUCAGUUUAAUAAAUUUACCUGGCACUCAUUCCAAGGCAAGAGUGUUCUCCUUUAGGUACAGAAACCAAACCUCCACUGUCAAUAUUAGAUGAGAUCUUACAAAAGCCCUGUAAAAUUCAGCAAGGCACACUUCCUUUUGUAAAGACCAAUGUACCAGUAAAUUGCUACCUAGCUGAUACAAUACUAGAAUUCUACCAUCUGCCCUGAGCCAUAAUGAAAAAAAUUGGAAGAUGUUAGCGGGGGAUGAAAAAUGUCUUCUUAUUGGGUAUAUUUGAAUUAUAGUAGAGAAAAGAGGACUCUGUAAAAUGUCAAGCAGGUUCGUGCAUGAGUUCUAAAUAUUCUUUGCAGCUGUUCAAAUCUGUCUGCCACAUAAUAACUGAACAGAGAAAAAAUAUUCAAAGAAGUUCUCGUGGCCACAUUGAGAACAAUAUCUUCACUGACUCUUGGGAGUUCCUGCCCCACAACCACUCAAAGAAGAGAAAGAUCGUUCAGGAUGGCCCUGAGGACUUUGAGUCAAGGUGUCAGGAAGUCAUAGAAGUCCAGAAUAAAGAAUGGAAGGAGUGUACCACCUCCCAAUUACCCACCAACUUUGUCACCUUUAGCAGACACUGCAGGUCCAUGUUGACACAUCAGUUACUCAGAAAGUGGAGCAGAAGCAAUUCAAGCCUGAUCCCAAGGGAAUACCUAAGAGGAGAAGCAUCAGAAUGUGUCUCUACUUUCAUUCAGUUAUGGGUAUUUGUGGAAUCCUACAUUAUCAUGUUUUUUUUACGAACAAAUUAAUUAACCAUGUAAAUAGGCACCAUCUGGAAAUGUUCAUAGAGUCUGAAAAGUAAAUAAUCAAAAAAAGUCCAGUUUAUAGGAUUUCAUCUCUGCUCAGUUCACCUUUCACAUCUUGUCCCAAAACAACUACAUACCUUUAUUGUGAAUUCAUUCAAAUAAGAGUGCAUAUAGUACCUUUUCUCUUUGCAGUAUAGUAUUAUUAACUUGCAGCUCCUGCUAUGUAUAUAAUGAUAAUCAUCGUGCAUUCUUCCUGACCUACUGCAUAUAUUGCAACACUAUUAACCUACUCAUUCUAUAACCAAAAAUCAUUACAGAAAAGAUAUCAUGCUCAAGAGAAACUGGAAAGCUGGAAUUUGAUUUUCUUUCUUCAGUACCUUUUAAACUAAGAUUUAUUUUUGGAUUGCAGCUCUUAAACUUUCCAAUUAAUCUGCGAUCCCUUUAUAUUCCCAAGUUGGUUCAAGUUGUUCUACUGCAAAGAACAACCAAAGAAGAGUAAAUAUUUGAUAUUCCCAUUUGUGGUUCUUUAUUUGAUAUCCCCACAUGAACUAUCUGUAGAUGUGCUCUAACCAAAAGCUUAAUUGAAUGAGGCAUAUAAAUAUUGUGCCCACAGUAGCAAUUCAGAAAUAAUUAUGAACUCUGCUUCCAACUUCCAAAAAUGACUCCAUCAUCUACAGAUCCAAGGUUAAGGAUAUGAUAAGAUACUCUUUGCUUGUCUAGAUGAAAGCAGCUUUAGCAGCACUUAAGGAGU